Molecule: messenger RNA, 954 nt
Organism: Rotaria socialis
Lineage: Eukaryota; Metazoa; Rotifera; Eurotatoria; Philodinida; Philodinidae
Source: the annotation of a GenBank genome assembly
AUGUUUCUACGUCGAUCUUCAAUGUCCAGUAUAAGUGAAGAAUCAGAAAGGGAUGAUAAUGAUCAAAUUGAUGACAACUUGGUGAGAAAUAAAGAAUAUAUAAAUGGAAAACAAAAUCAAUUAUCAAUUAAUUUAAACGUUCAAAAUUGUCUUGGUGAUUUGAAUACUUUGAAAGAAGAAAUACGAGAAGCAUAUGAAGAAUUAUCAACUUUGGAAAGACAAGUUCAACAGAAAACAUCAUCAACAAUAUCCAAUGUAAAUCAAGAAAACGACCUUGACAUAUUGCUUGGCCAUCUUCACAAAUUUGAACAACGAUUAGAUGAAAAAACAAGGUUUCAUGAUGAAAUUAAUUCAUCGAAGAAGAAAUCUAUUUCAUCAUCAAUUAUUGCACAAUUCAAUGAACUUGAUCAAACCUUAGUUACAUUAACUAAUACAUUGAAUAAUCUUGAAAUCGAAUUGGUUGAUUCAGGAAAUAGUUCCUCAUCAUCGGCGAUUAGUGAUUUAAAUGGAAACCAUCAAGUUGAUAGUGAAGAACAUUUUUCCGAUAGUGGCUUGUCUCAAUCAACUGACUCAAUUAGUUUACCAUUAAUUAGUCAACAGAUAUCAAAUACUUCUAGUAUUCUUUCAUGUGACACGUUAAAAAAUACGAAUGGAGAAAAUCAAAUACGUUUAGCAUUACAAAAAAUACACGAAGCAAAUAUAAAAAAACUUUUCGUAAAAAUUUAUAAUGAAGAUCAAUCGGCAAAAAAUAUUUUAAUUGAUGAAACGAUGUCUGUAUAUCAAAUAUUAAUAUUGCUUUUUCAUAAAUAUCAUUUGAGACCAACAUUAAAUUAUUCGAUUGUUGAAGAUUUACCGGAUUUACACCUAUAUCGUAUAUUUGAAGAUCAUCAAAAUUUAAUAAAUGACGGUUUAAUUUAUUGGGCACGUGAUACAUGUAAUCGAAUAUGUUUUUAA